This is a messenger RNA of Vitrella brassicaformis, 3366 nucleotides long. NCBI's taxonomy places the organism in Eukaryota, Vitrellaceae. The record is from the annotation of a GenBank genome assembly.
CUCCAACAUUGUUCAAGAUCUGCCGGCGUCAAGCCAUGCUGUCCCGCAUGACUUCGCCCAGUCGACCAGAGAGGAUAUCUCGCAUGCUGGUCGACUGCGCCUUUUCACGCGUCAUACAGGCAGGCAGGCAGGCCAACCAGCCCACAAAAUACAACACCUCUGUCGGCCUUUGCUCAUCGUGUGGCCCAUCCGUGCCUCGGUAGCUAGCCCAUGUCAUUCAUGUAGCUAGCCCAUGUCAGAUGUCACCACCUCACCAGACACACGCAGAUGGGCCAUCACAGUCACGAGAAGCCAACAAGACCACACAAUAUAUAUGCACACACCCGCCGAGCCCACCUGUCUCUCGCAGUCUGUCUGUGAGCCUACGUAUCUAUUAGCUAGUGCCCACCCGCCCGGCAUUGCCUCUGCUGUUGGCUUGUGUGACGACGCCGUAGAGCGCCUGCUGGCACCCCAGGAUCUCGAUGGCCGACGGGCGGCUGCUCGACAAAUCGCCGCUCUCGUUCAGGAAAAAGGGGACGGCAAACUGGUUCGGCAGACGGCCGUUCACUGACACACACAGCCCCAGAGAACGAGCAGACUGUGUGGGCGUGUGUGUGUGUGUGUGUGUGACGGCCGACCUUUCUUGUAAGGUGUAUUGCCCCUCUUCUGUCGCUGUCUGUCGACGCGGUUGUCCCACUGGCGACACUCAUCCUCAUACGCCUCAAGAUCCACCACAGGCACCUGUCAGACACAUUAAUGUGACACACACACAUCGAUGAGAGGUCAGCUAGACACACAGUACGCGGCUAUGCCAUGACGACUGACUGACUGACCUGGUCGUUUGGCAGGAAGAGCAGCACGAGCGGCGGCUGGAAGUCGACUGCAUUGGGGGCGUCCACCAUGCUCACAUCCGACAACUGCGACUCGCCCAUCGCUGCUGCUGCGUCGUCCUGCUCGUCAUCGCGUGCCUCGUCCUGCGCUGGAUCUUCCUCCUGCUCGCGGCCCAUCCGCAGGCCCUUGCGCACGCCACCGCUCUCCCACCGACCUGCAAUCCAUCAACGAACCGACAGCAGUGUCUGGUGUGUGGGAGAGGGGGGGUUGCAAGCUGUGUGUGUGUGCGUGGUCACGUUUGAGGUUGUUGAGUAUGUUGGUGUUUUUGAAGAAGACCGCACCCAUCGCCGUGUCCUUGGAGUUCACACCCUCAGGCAACACCUGUUGUCGGCCACACACACACACACACACACGCACACAAUGUCCUGUGCCUGUCUUGUCUCCUUCACCCACCCGAUACGACAACUCACCCCGCUUGGUGCGCCGAUGAUCUGCAUGUAUCUGUAGUCGAAUUUUGCGGGCAGGUCGGCCCCCGCCAGCCGGGUCACGUCGGUGGGGUGGUCGAGCAUCGAGGGCGGCACGUAGGGGAGGCGAAUGUACUCAUCCACCGUCUUCUGCAGCUUCAGGAAGCAGUAGGCCGUCACCGCAUCUUGCCUUAGUCAGGGAGGGGGGGGGGAGGGAGCGCCAGACAGAGAUGGAUGGACGGAUGGAUGGAUGUGUGUGUGUCAGACUUUGCUCACUGGGUGUGCUGGUCUGCGUUGUCUUCGGUCAGUUCCAGGGGGUCGAGCUGGCAGAGACCCAACGGAUCAUUCGCAAAGGCUGCAGUGCAGGACAGACAACACAGUGCCAUGCCAUGCCACCCACCCCCCUCUCUGCCGUUGCAACCCUCCCUCCCAUCCGAGAACUCACUCACUCUGCAGGAAGUAUCUGCUGAGGACAAUACGCCAGGGCAGCCUUCGCUCGUGCGACCCUCUUUCUCCCUCCGACGACCCACUGGUGCCCACGCUGCCUCUGCUCUUCCGCACCCCCGAGCAGUAGGCUUCAUACCUCUGGCGAAUCUCCCUCGCCUCGUCCUCAUCGUACCCCUCAGCCUCGUCCGCGUAGCCGUACUCGCCGGCCAGCGUGUAGAGGGCCUUCCGCAUGGCUGCCAGGUCCUGUGGUGGGCGGUGCUGGUCGUCGUCGGGUGGGGGCUGGGAGAGGGAGGUGUUAAGCUGGGAGAUGAACUUGAGGGCGUCGUCGCCCUGCUCGUCGUAUACGCAGCGGCAGAUGGGGUCCUGACAGACAGACAGGUGGAGUCAACGAAGGGGUGAGUGUGGCUUCUUCUGGCGUGUGUGGUGUGCAGGGAGGAGAGGAGAUGAGUCGCACCAGCAGGAUCUGGUAUGCCGUGGUAAGACGCUGGAAGCUGAGUGCGUCCCCACCCUUGUCGGGGUGACAUCUGACGGCCUCGCGACGGUACGCCUGAUGCACCACACACACACACACACAAGAAGACACCUAUGCACAGAUUGAUGGAAUGGGCAUUCCACCUCUCUCACCGCACGGACGCCACGCACCUUUUUGAUGUCUUCCUGUGUGGCGUGGCGACUGAUGCUGAGCUCGUCAUAGAGCUCGUAGGUCUUCCAGAAUGAAUCACUGCCACCAACACCUGCAUGAGCGAAAUUAACCAAACAUACAGACAGACCAACACAGGCAUGGGAAUCUGUGUGUGGGUGUCAAGGUGAAGCGACUGACCGUAUGCGACCGACACGUCGUUGUCUUGUGAGUGUGCGGCAGUGCGAUCACUGGCCGCACCCCGCCGUCCCUUGCGCUUCAACCGACUCUCAGACACGCGGGGACCGCUCUUGGCUGCACGAGCAAAGCAACCAACCACCAUUCAUGAUGACACAAACCGUACUGGUGUGUGUCAUUCUCUUGCGUGCCUACGUUUAGGGGCAGGUUGUCCAUCCAACUCGACGCCCUCAUCGAACACAUCGCUCAGCGUCAACUCACUCGCCACCUUGCGCUUGCUGAAUCGCAUCACACACACAUACACACACACACACACGUGUGUCCAUCCAUCCAUAUGUGUGGAGAGGGAGGGAAGUCAAUAGAGAGGCAGCGGCGGCGUAUCCGCACCCACCCGAUGGCAUCCAGCAGGCUGCUGCGCCACUCCAUCAGACACAAAGAAUCGGAGCGGAAAAGGGGCGGUGUGAUUCAUCCAUCGUUCGUGCUGCCGAUGUGCCUGUAGUGGUCGAUACAUACCUGUUGUCCUUCUUCUUCCCCAGCAGCCAGGCAGGCUUAUCAGCAGGACGCUCAGGCCCUCUGCACACACACACACACACACAGCCAUCGCCGCCCGGGCCCUGCCCGCUGAUGGUGCCAGCUCACCUUCCGUACAUGACGCCGUACGACAGAGCAGAUGAAUGGUCCUGCGGACGUCCUUCUGAUGUCCACUACAAGUCACUGCUACCGAGAGGGCGGCGAUUCGAAUCAAGCUAUUUCACCGUUUUUUCUCGACAGUGUGGUCAGUAUCCCAUCUGCGCAGUCCUCCGCGGCGCCCAUCUUCCGCCCUUUGCC